Neltuma alba is the source of this 2936-nucleotide messenger RNA. Its product is annotated as AP2-like ethylene-responsive transcription factor ANT. NCBI's taxonomy places the organism in Eukaryota, Viridiplantae, Streptophyta, Magnoliopsida, Fabales, Fabaceae. The transcript has 9 exons. The record is from RefSeq and is a predicted model, not a curated record. Gene Ontology annotation, molecular function: DNA-binding transcription factor activity; DNA binding. The coding region runs from base 517 to 2523 and encodes 668 amino acids. Gene Ontology annotation, biological process: regulation of DNA-templated transcription.
GGGUUUAAGCAAUAGUUAUAAGUUGGGUGGAAGGCUGGGAGGUGAUAAGAGGGCAGACCCUAAAUUUUAAAAGAAAAAGCAAAAGAGAGGAAAAGCAAAAGACGUGGUCUUUCUCAUAUACACAGAUCCCUAUGGGAAUGAAGCGGGUGCGUUGCUUGCUGGGAAUUCAUUCUUUUUGCUUAGUUUAAAGAGACCAGUUUUGUUGGCUUCGGGGUGGAGAGAUCGAGACGCAGAUUUUAUGUAAGAGGAGUGCUCUCAAGAUACAACCAAAGAGAGAGUAUGUAUGGUUCGUUGAGAAAUUUGCUGUAGCCUGUGCCGACCCAACAAAAGCCAAAAGCCCCAGUCGUUCUCUCAUCUAUACGCAGGAGGCAAAGAGGUUUUCGUUAUGAUUAGUUUAUUUGCUGCCCAAUGAUUGACUUGCCUUGCUGCGAGAGACACUGCUAACAAAGUUCAAACCUUUGAGGAUAAGAAAGAAAAAGGAAAAGACACAGUGAGAGAGAGCGAGGUUUGAAGAAGAUGAAGUCUAUGAAUGAUAGCAGGAACAACGACGGGAGUGAGAAUAAUAAUAGUAAUCAAAACUGGUUGGGGUUCUCUCUGUCACCCCACAUGAAAAUGGAGCACUCUCCUGGCCCUCCCCUCCAUCAUCACGAUCACCAUCAACCUCAGCCUUCUGCUGCUGCUGUUUCUAGCUCUGUUCCGACAAGCUUUUGUUUGUCGCCUUCUCAGCUCAGCACUUACGGAAUAUGUUAUGGUGCACCGGAGAACGCAGGCUUUCAUUCUCCGUUGACCGUCAUGCCUCUCAAGUCCGAUGGCUCCCUCUGUAUAAUGGAAGCGCUCACUAGAUCACAAACUCAAGUGAUGAUGCCGAAUUCGUCUCCGAAACUGGAGGACUUUCUAGGUGGUGCAACUAUGGGGACUCACGAUGCAACUUUGAGCCUCGACAGCAUCUACUAUGGCGCUCAGAAUGCACAGACUCAAGCCCACAGAGAUCAUUCUCUUGACUUUCUUUCGGAGCCUUUCAGACAGCAAGACCCCGUGCCUGCGCAGGCACAUCCUUAUUAUUCUGGAAUCGCUUGCCAUGCUAUUUAUCCAUCGCCAUUGGAGCAACAAAGCAAGGACCCCCAUAUGCAACCAAUGUCCGUGGAAGGCAUGGCUUGUCUGAAAAACUGGGUGGUUCCCGGCAGGGAAUAUUCUGCUCAACAAGGUUUAGAGCAGAAAAAGGAUGGACGCAUGGAGGAUGAUGGCGGAGCAUCCGGGUCAGUCGGUAAAGUUGGGUGUGGAGAUUUACAGUCCCUCGGCUUAUCCGUGAGCCCUGGUUCGCAGUCUAGCUGUGUAACUGCUCCACAGCAGAUUUCGCCUUCUGCGAGUGACAUGGUAGCAAUGGAAGCCAAGAAGAGAGGGCCUGGAAAGUUGGGCCAGAAACAACCUGUGCAUAGGAAAUCGAUCGACACUUUUGGCCAGAGAACGUCUCAGUUCCGAGGCGUCACUAGGCACCGGUGGACUGGCAGAUAUGAAGCGCAUUUAUGGGAUAACAGUUGUAAGAAGGAAGGUCAGACGAGGAAAGGAAGACAAGUUUAUUUGGGGGGCUAUGACAUGGAAGAGAAAGCUGCAAGAGCCUACGAUCUUGCAGCCCUCAAGUACUGGGGAGCCUCAACCCAUAUUAACUUUCCGUUGGAAAAUUACCAGGUUGAACUAGAAGAAAUGAAAAACAUGAGCAGGCAAGAAUACGUUGCCCACUUGAGAAGAAAAAGCAGUGGUUUUUCCAGAGGAGCUUCAAUGUAUAGAGGAGUGACAAGGCAUCAUCAACAUGGAAGAUGGCAAGCAAGGAUAGGUAGAGUUGCUGGAAACAAGGAUCUUUAUCUUGGAACAUUCAGCACUCAGGAGGAAGCAGCUGAAGCAUAUGACAUAGCUGCAAUCAAGUUCCGUGGUGUGAACGCAGUGACGAACUUCGACAUAUCUAGGUACGAUGUGGACAGGAUCAUGGCCAGCAAUACACUUCUGGCUGGUGAGCUGGCUCGACGAAAUAAAGAUAGCGAACCAAGAAUAGAAGCCCUAGAGUACAAUAACCAUAGCAAUGGGGAAGCGGUUCUAGCCCAGAGGAACAAGAACGACACCGGUUCAGAUUGGAAGAUGUUGUAUCCUCCAAAUAGCUGUGAUCAGAAAACCGGGAACUGCGGAAAUUACAGGAAUUCAGCCAUAUCUGCGUCCCUACAGGAUCUCAUUGGGAUUGACUCUGCGAGCUCAGGUCAGGCCAUGCUGGAGGACACUACAAAGAUAGGCACUCAUUUUUCAAACCCAUCCUCGCUGGUCACGAGCCUAAGCAGCUCAAGAGAGGGAAGUCCGGAUAAAGCUGGCCCCACCAUUCUGUUUCCAAAGCCUCCUCCAAUAGCUUCAAAGAUUGUUAGCCCCAUAGGUAGUGGAGUUAGUUCGUGGUUCCCUUCGGCAGCAUCUCAGACGUUGAGGCCAGCGUCUGCUCUUUCAAUGUCUCACUUGCCAGUAUUUGCUGCUUGGAACGAUAGUUGAAUUUUGCAUGAUGAUGCAACAAGGCAAGAAAAAACAUUGAUAGCGGAAAAAGGUGAAUGAAUGUUUGUUCUUCAAAGUCGUUAGUGGAGGAAUUUGGGGGAUUAACGACAGAUGGGGUAGGGACCAUUUAUCUGUCAUCUGUCUGUAACCAAAGUGUAAAAGCCUUCUUUUUUUUGGGAAAAAAAUAUUGGAAUGGGGGAUAAUAUGCAGAUUUGUGGGGGGGGAAAGGUGUCAUUAAUUUAGGAAGGCGGGCUAAUGAUUAACUUCUGUGAAAUGAUGUUAGCAAUAUAGAAGUGUAGCCCUUGCAUUAUUGAUCUUGCUUUUUUGAAGUUGCUGUUCUACUAGUUCCAGCUAAGUACAAGAACCAGCUCAAUAUGUUUCCCCAAUAAUGCAAAAAGGCUCCUGCAUUGACC